Molecule: messenger RNA, 1146 nt
Organism: Fonticula alba
Lineage: Eukaryota; Rotosphaerida; Fonticulaceae
Exons: 3
Coding region: 226-738 (170 amino acids)
Cellular component (GO): cytoplasm
Molecular function (GO): calcium ion binding
Source: RefSeq, a predicted model, not a curated record
CUUCCCCCCCGGAGGCCAGGGGGGCCUCCCGCAAACACGUCCCCCCUCGACAACGAUGAACUCCUAACCGGCGACACACCACGCGUCCUCCGUGCGCGCUUUCUCUUUCUCUCUGUCUCUCUCUGUACAAGAGCAGGCGCCCGGUAGGCGUAUCUCCGCAUUGGUCGGUCCCACUCCUCCUUGACUCUGUUUCCUGUAGUUUUGUCGGAUUGUGUCAACCUUAAAAUGAUUAUCUACACUGAUGUUCUUGGCUGCGGCGACGAGCUCGUCUCCGACGUCUAUGAGUUCGAGCUCAUCGACGAUGUUGCCAUGGAGGUCCCCGCUCGCAUGAUCACCAUCUCUGAGAGCGACGACUUCGACAUUGGUGCCAACCCCUCCGCCGAGGGUGAGGAUGCCGAUGACGGUGCCGUCCCUGCUGACGCCCAGGUCGUCAACGAGAUCGUCCACGCCUUCCACCUCGUCGAGACCUCGUUCGACAAGAAGAGCUACAUGAUCUACAUCAAGGAGUACAUGAAGAACAUCGUCGAGCACCUGAAGAAGAACGACCCGGAGCGCGUCACUGCCUUCCAGAAGGGCGCCCAGUCGUACGUCAAGAAGGUCCUUGGCCAGUUCAACGAGUACCAGUUCUUCACCGGUGAGAGCAUGGAGGCCGAGGGUAUGGUCGUCCUUUGCUACUGGAAGGGCGAGACCCCCGUCAUGGUCUACUUCAAGGACGGUCUCCGCCAGACCAAGGUCUAAGCGCCUGUUUUUUUCGAAGCACGCUCUCCUCCCUCUCUUCUCUCCCCGCCCCCGGGUGUUUCCCCUUCUUGGCUGACGACGCGCGCGCGGCGGCCCCCCCUGCCGCGCGUGGCAGUUUGUUGACCGGAGAGCGGGGGGCGCGCGCGGCCAGCGGAGGAGAGGGUGGAGAAGGGGCCAGCCGUGUGAGCGCGCCUGUGCGCCCGCAUGUGUGUGGGGGAUGCCCCGGGGGGGGGGGGCGAGUGCGCACACUUGUGCCGUCCUCCCUCCCCCGCGCGCGCGUGUAUGUGGCCGUGAGUGUGUCUCCCUUUUGUGCACCUCUAUGCGCCGCAUCCCCCCCCCCUCACAUGCGUGUCCUAUGCUUCCCCCCUGCGUUCGCGCGUUCUGCAUCAAUAAAAACAACUUCCUCAA